AUGUUCCCCUUCGGGCCAAUUGGAGGAGAAUCCUCAAGAGUGGAGGAGUAUUAUAACUGGAAUAUAUUCUUUGUAGUAUCGGAUAUGUGCACGUUCAACUGCAAAAAGUGGACCCUGUUCACAUUUUGUUUAAUUGAUCUAGUAGGCACACUGAUCAUGGUAAUAGCCUUGUGUGUGGUCAUCAAUAAAGCUGAUUAUGCUGAUCAAACCGAUCACACUAUUACCAAGGACCAAUUCAAUGCAUCUAAGAAAGUGGCAAUAGGACUAAUAGCGGCGAUCGGUACGAUCAACAUAUUGAUAGGAAUGCUGGGCCUAUGCGGUGCUUUCAAAGAACAUUACUGUAUGACUGUGACCUGUAUGUGUAUAGCACUCAUGGUGGUGGUAACCCUGGGCAGCAUCGGGAAGGCCGCGGGCAGUGGAUAUGGUGCCUAUUGGUUCACGUUUGUCAUCAAUACCCUGAUCACAGCAUUGGCCUGUUGGUAUGCCAAAGACCUCAAUAGACGCCAUCAGGAAUCUAUGCCUAAAAAUAAUGUGCCAGCUCAGUUUACAAUAUAG
Oppiella nova is the source of this 555-nucleotide messenger RNA. Lineage: Eukaryota; Metazoa; Arthropoda; Arachnida; Sarcoptiformes; Oppiidae. The record is from the annotation of a GenBank genome assembly.